CCAUUCACAUCUGCAAUUCCCCACCUCCCAGCGAAACACCUCCCGCUCCCUCUCCCACCUCCGAAGCAGCAGCAGCAGCCAUGGCCCCCAAGGCAGACAAGAAGCCGGCCGCCGAGAGCAAGGUCGAGAAGGCGGCGGAGAAGACCCCGGCGGGCAAGAAGCCCAAGGCCGAGAAGCGGCUUCCGGCGGGCAAGACGGCGGCCAAGGAGGGCGCCGGCGGCGAGGGCAAGACGAGGGGCCGCAAGAAGGGCAGCAAGGCGAAGAAGGGCGUGGAGACGUACAAGAUCUACAUCUUCAAGGUGCUGAAGCAGGUGCACCCGGACAUCGGCAUCUCCUCCAAGGCCAUGUCCAUCAUGAACUCCUUCAUCAACGACAUCUUCGAGAAGCUCGCCGGGGAGUCGGCCAAGCUGGCGAGGUACAACAAGAAGCCCACCAUCACCUCCCGGGAGAUCCAGACCUCCGUCCGCCUCGUCCUCCCCGGCGAGCUCGCCAAGCACGCCGUCUCCGAGGGCACCAAGGCCGUCACCAAGUUCACCUCCUCCUAGGCAGAAUCUGAACGCGUCGCCCUUGUUGUUCCAAAUGUUAGUAGUUGGCUGCUGCUGACUCUGCUUAUCUCUCUGCAAGUAGUGGUAGUACCGUAGUAGUAGUGCGAGUGCUAGAUGAUUGCCAACGCUUUGUUGGAUCCUUGGUUGUUGCUUUUGCAAGCUGUUAUCUAUCUAGAAAAUGUUGCAGUCGUGGUUCUA
Molecule: messenger RNA, 743 nt
Organism: Triticum urartu
Lineage: Eukaryota; Viridiplantae; Streptophyta; Magnoliopsida; Poales; Poaceae
Source: RefSeq, a predicted model, not a curated record